This is a messenger RNA of Amphimedon queenslandica, 2768 nucleotides long. Its product is annotated as putative ferric-chelate reductase 1. NCBI's taxonomy places the organism in Eukaryota, Metazoa, Porifera, Demospongiae, Haplosclerida, Niphatidae. The coding region runs from base 8 to 2611 and encodes 867 amino acids. The transcript is spliced from 21 exons. Gene Ontology annotation, molecular function: protein binding. The record is from RefSeq and is a predicted model, not a curated record.
GGCUAGCAUGAAAAUGGCUUUGAUUCGUGUUACUCUCUUGUUCUUGUCCUGCUUGACUAUUGUUUUCUCCUACUCGAAUGGUCCACCAACUAGCCAGUGCAGUGGUCUCACUCCUACCGGCCACCCUACUUCAUCGGGUGGCAGUAAUCCCGGUGGCUUCUAUAUUUACUCUGACCUCAUUGACUGUAAUGGAGCCUACAAUGCCAGCCAAGCAUAUACGAUUCGACUUGAAGGUAGCCAAGAUUUUAAAGGUUUCAUCAUUCAGGCUCGCGAGUCCGGAACUUCUAACUUGAUUGGUACCUUCUCCAGCCUACCAUCAGGUACAGAACUAAUGGGUUGUGGUGGAUCAGCUACAGUCUCUCACAGCAAUGCUAAUCCUAAGAGCUCAGUGACGGUUACUUGGACUGCUCCAGCAUCUGCAGGGACACUGGAUAUCAGGUAUACAGUGGUAGUGAGUAGGUCUCCACAAAGCAUUUAUUAUGCAAAUGUGGUUGCAGCCACUUUCAGACCUAGUGGAUCAUCAUGUACUCUUAACAGUCCUGCUACUAGUAGCUCUGUUGCUCCUACCAGUACACCUGCUCCUAGUAGCUCUACUCAAGGUAUGCCAUCAAGCAGUUCUACACCACCAACCAGUAGCUCUAUAUCACCAACCAGUAGCUCUGCCCCACCCUCCAGCAGUACCAGCUCAGUACAGCCUACAAAUCUACCUUCAGCCUGUCCUUCUACUGAUAAGAGUCCUUCCUCUGACUUUCCAAUUGUGUUCAAGUCACCGACUAAUUGUGACAGAACAUCCUGCACCUUCUAUUGGGCAAUGGGUCCUAAUUCAGGCAGUUCACAAUAUCUUGAUGUAUAUAUGGAGGGAACUGUUGAUGGAUGGAUGGCUGUUGGAUUCUCUCUUGAUCAAGCAAUGGGUAUGGAUGAUGUGUUGGGGUGUAAAAUAGAGAAUAAUGAUGUUACUGUAUUGGAUACAUGGAAUCCUAAUGGAUACAAUGCUAAUCAAGCUGACAGUAACUCAUCUGCUGGUAUAUGUACUCACUCUACCAGUUAUACCAAUGGGAGGAUGUCCUGCCUAUUCAGUCGUACUGUUAGUAUAACUAAUCAAGGACAGGACUACAAUCUUGAUUCAUCUUACUACAUAUUGAGAGCUUAUAGAACUAAUAGUCAGCCAGUAGUCAGUUUCCUAUACAAACACAGUAGUACUCCUACUCCUUCCUCAGUACAGUAUAAUCCAAUGAGAGACUCAACCACACCAGCACCUCCAAUUGAGGACUGCCCUCAAGCUCCACCAUCAGAUGCUACUUAUCCAUUCCGUGUUGGUAGUCCUGGAGAUGAUUAUUAUUUUGCUGCUAAUUUCAAUUCUGAUAAUAGCAGUUUCAUUGAUAUGCGGUUGGAGGGUAAAGCUGAUGGAUAUAUUGCUGUUGGAUUCACUGCAACAAGAGAUAUGUAUAAUGCAGAUGUUGUUGGUUGUAAGAGAGAUCCUGCUGAUGGCUCAGUAUCAGUCAUUGAUACAUGGAACCCAAGCACUCGCAGUAACCUCUUGGAUGCCAGCCAGUCAGGAAUAUGCAGACACACUGCAGACUAUAGCAAUGGAAGAAUCAGUUGCACGUUCAGUAAGUAUGUUGGCAUUAUUGAUAGUGGUCAGGAUCUGGAUCUUAAUACUACUCUUUAUCGUAUAUACAAUGCUUAUAGUCCAACUGGAGGUUUGGCUUCAGAAGGACUUUCUAGACAUACCAUCACUCCAUCAUUCUCAAGAGCUCAGACUAAUUUACUAACUGAUAUUAGAGAAGGAAGGACUGAAGAUGUUGAUACUUGGCCUAAACAACAACUACUGAAAACACAUGGUACUUUCAUGACUAUUGCAUGGCUGGCAUUAGCUAUGUCGGGUGCCUUCUUUGCUGCCUGGAUGAAACCAGUACUGCCUAAUGGAGAAUGGUUCAUAGUUCAUCGGAUACUAAUGGCUGGAUCACUCAUUGUUGGUAUACUAGGAUUCAUACUACCAUUCAUUGCACAUGCUAGGAGUCCUACCCCUGGAAUUAUUAGCUUCUCAUCUGAUGGUAAGAACACAGCUCAUUUUGUUAUUGGAAUCAUCAUAAUGUGCUUACACAUUGCUAAUCCUAUUAUUGCUGUUUUCCGCUGUAAUCCAAAAGGAGAAAAACGUUGGAUCUUUAACCUCUCUCAUGCCCACAUCAUUGGCUAUGCACUACUGGUCCUGUCCUUUAUCAAUAUUGCUCUUGGGGCCCACCUCCUUGAUAGAGGCAGCUUUGAAGUGGCUGGUUUCUACAUUGUCUUCAUUAUACUCCUCACAUUGUUCCAAGUGUUCCUGUUCAUCAUUCAUGCUUACAAUGCACGCAAAGCUCCAGAGAAAGAUCGUCCUGCUCUGGUUCACAGUCUAUUGAAGUAUAAGUAUCUGUUUGCAGCCAGUACUGGUGGAGAGCAUGAGAUGAAAAAUAAGAAGAAGGAAGAGGAAGAAAAGAAGGACACUGUAAAACCAGAAAAGAAGAAACCUCUCCCGAGUGCUUUAAUCCGUACCAGUUGGAUAGCAGUCAUUGGUCAUUUGGUUGCUGUCAGUGUCGCUGUACUGAUCAUGAUCAUAUUGAUUGCAAUUGCUUAAAGGUUUUGAAACUAACACACUUCUCCACGCAUGCAUGCAUUUCUAACCAUACUACACUUAUCCUUACACUACACUUAUCUUUUUUAUUUAGCUAAGCAUUUAUUUUGCUAUUUUUGUAUACUCAUAUUAAUUAUUUUUACCACCCUCCGUAAUUUAG